This is a messenger RNA of Pseudocercospora fijiensis CIRAD86, 2389 nucleotides long. RefSeq lists its product as uncharacterized. The transcript is spliced from 19 exons. NCBI's taxonomy places the organism in Eukaryota, Fungi, Ascomycota, Dothideomycetes, Mycosphaerellales, Mycosphaerellaceae. The record is from RefSeq and is a predicted model, not a curated record. Bases 1 to 2004 code for a protein of 667 amino acids.
AUGAAAGGCUCAGCUAUGGCUUUGCGGCGCGAGCGCGCCGUCUUAAAAAAUCAUUUCGUAGUGGUCUCUCCUGGGCCCAGGUACAAGUCUUUCACUGGCGCUCAUGCCUCAGUUCUGGUUCCAGAGGCAGAGGAGCGCCUCCGUCACCGCCAUGCUGCCCUCGUAGCUCGCAUUGAGCUGUUCCACACAGUCCUCCAGCUCCAGGGCCAGUUGCGCCGGGCCCAGCGACGGGACGAAGGGGAUGAGGGCCAUCACCCUCUGGCAGAAGCUGAUGCCUUCCACUGGCUCACAUUAGCUUUGACUCUGAACCAGGACCUCCAGCAGGCGAGCGACGUGCGGCGUCAUGGCCAUGUUGUUGGUGGUGUCGGUGGUGGUGUCGGUGGUGGUGUCGGUGCUGGUGUCGGUGCUGGUGGUGGUGGUGGUGCUGGUGUUGGUGGUGCUGGUGCUGGUGCUGCUAGUGCUGGUGGUGGUGCUGUUGCUGUUGUUCUUGUUGUUGUUGUUGCUGCUGCUGCUGCUGUUGUUGUUGCUGCUGCUGCUUCCCUCGCGGUUGUGGUUUUGCCGGUGGUGGUGGCUUCUGUUCGCUUGAAGAGAGAAUUUCCGGUGAAGUUUACCCAUAAAGCGAUCCGCAGUCUGCAGCCUAACGACCGUUGGACCCGCAGCUUCAUCCCCCUAGGGACGGUCCCGCUGUUGAAGCCACUCGAACUUCAUCGUGCCAUCGACGUCUUGCUUCAUAGACUCCGUACAGCGAACAACAAGAUCGGCUCUCGCUCAAGACUCUCGACAUUCGAUUUCAAGAUCUUCUACGGACAGAACAAGAACGCAGACAUUCGAUUCGACAGACCAGUUGGUAGCUUCACGGCUGCUCUCGACUCAAGAAAGGAUGGCACAGUUGUGGAACCAUUGACAGACAUUGUUCUGAUGUCCUCUCCAGUAAUCUCAUGCGCCGCAGUCUCGGAUCUAAAUCGUCCAAGUCGAAGGUUUUGGCAUCGAACGUCCUCAAAGAAGCGUCAAAAAUCGUCGCUACUGGCGCAUCCCCCCUCGACACUCAGGUCAGCAUCAGAAGCAGCAGAGCUCGACGCCGAAACGCAAGUACUCACCAACCUACGAGCAAGCGGCCCAUUGCCACUUCUGAAUGAUCGACCGAUCGUGCUGGCUUCUUCCUUACUUCCACUGUAUCAGAUACCCGUUCCCGAACCACCACGAAGACCUCAAUAUCGAAAGGUUCUAGGUCGCUACAACCGCUUCUCCUUGAUCGAUCGAAAGAUAUACCAGAUCUCCCGAAUUCAAGACAAAAGGGAAAGUGCUCAAGCUGUGAAGAUCCCGAACCGCAGAAGAUCGUCAAUGAGAUGCUCAGGGGCGAGAGGUCGUAGUCAAGCCGCUGUGUACAGAAUGGAAGGUCGAACCAGUGGCGGUCUCAAGAGGGAAUACCGUAAUUGGCACUUCGCAGCGUUGGCUCCUGCGGUUGACACUCCACAAUCUCUGCAUGGCGCGAGGAGAGAGAAGGUGAAUGCGACGUUUAGACCCAUGGAACUGGUAGGAGUUGUGACCGUCAAAGAACUGCACGCGGGGUACCCAGAGAAUGCUACUGAAAUCCUCAGGCCAGGGAAGCGUAGAGCUCCUUGCCUGCCGUUGAAAUGGACGCUUAUGCUGGCUCAUGCGAAUCACAUGCAGCGAUCAGCACUGCUUGCCUCAGUGCUCGCCGCGGCCAUGGAGACGGCGCGACCAAGCUUUACCUUUUGUAUGAAAGCACUCACGCUUGAUUCGACUUACUAUGCAGGCGCUAGCUACGCAUUUUCAGUACAUGACAUAGAGAGCCUUCCAGAGCAAAUAUGCCUCAUGCAUCUGCUCUCAAACGUACUUCAGACGCAUAGCGAUGUUCGCAACGAUGAAGCAGUCACGCCAAUGGUCAGCCUGAUCGAGCCAUGGUCAACAUCGCGUGAGGAAAAAGACUUAGCUGCGCGGUUCUCCAACCCUGUUGACCCAUCCCUUCAGACGAGUCAAUGACCAAGGGUCAAGGUAAAGGACUUAGCUGAUCAGGAAGAGGCGGCAGGGCUUUGCCGUGUGCGAUCCAGUCCAUCAUCUUGGCCAGGUUGCUGCUGAGUGCUGGGAUCUGUCUCGGCAUCGGAAUCAGAUAUCUGGAGCUUUGCGAGCUUGUCCUUCCAAUCCUGGCCGAGACCAUCGAUGAGCGGAAGCUCCCUGCCGAGUUCCUUGUACAAAGCUGUCGCACUUGGCUUCUUAGGCUUCGAGCGCUUAGAUUUCGAGCCCUUGGAUUUCGAGUGCUUAGAUUUCGAGCCCUUAGACUCCGGGACCUCAGGCUUCGGGUGCAGACGUUCAUAGAAGUUCUGCAUAACUGUCUUCUCCUUUGCAGGUUCCGAUUGUACCCGGGCCG